CACCUAGCAACCACCGCAGGGCUUGCGGUUGCGCGCCGCCGCCUCCCGCAGUCGUCAGUAGCGCGGCGAGCGGCCGCCAGGAGCCGGCGCUGCCGCCGCCAGACACAGCCCGCCGUAAAACCUCCUGCUCCGGCAUAAUGAUUGACAAGCUCUCCUCAAGCAGCCAGUCUUCUCCAGAUGUGGAUGAUGUGAAUGUGUAGGAAAUGUGGUGUUACUCUGUGGUCGGCACUACUUGAAUUCUUCAAACUAAGAUGCACACUUAAUGAGCUGAAGAAUCGGCCAUGCCAGGAGACCUUUGCGGGAAGUGCUGUUUGAUCCAUAUGUGCGUACCAGCGAGGGCGAUCUGCAGAGUGUUGCAUUGCAGCAGAAACUGAGUGAAAUCGACAGAACGGAUCCGCUUGAAGUGGAUUAAAGGAAGAUGUACAGUACAUUUAGUCCCAAAGAGCCUGGGCCAAGCCUUUCUGAUGUGCAUCAAUAUAGUCAAUGGUUGGCAAGCAGACAUGAAGCUAGUUUAUUACCAAUGAAAGAGGACUUGGCUCUAUGGUUGACAAAUUUACUAGGGAAAGAGAUUACUGCAGAAAGCUUUAUGGAAAAGCUGGAUAAUGGAGCACUUCUCUGCCAACUUGCACAAACAUUACAAGAAAAAUUCAAAGAAAACAACAGUGAAAACAAAGUAGCCAAGAGUCUGCUUCUGAAGAAGAUUCCUUGCAAAGCAAAUGCCCCUUCGGGUUCUUUCUUUGCUCGUGACAACACUGCAAACUUCCUAGCCUGGUGCAGGGAAGUAGGGGUAGAUGAUACUUGCCUUUUUGAAUCUGAAGGUUUGGUCCUUCAUAAGCAACCCAGAGAAGUGUGUCUGUGCUUGCUGGAACUGGGGAGAAUAGUUUCCAGGUUUGGAGUAGAACCAUCAGGGCUGGUCAAAUUAGAAAAAGAAAUUGAGCAGGAAGAGUCACAUUCUGCACCAUCGCCGUCUCCAUCUCCAACUAAAUCUCCUGGAAAGAAGAGUGCAGGAAAGUUGCUCGAUGAUGCAGUGAAACAGAUUUCAGAAGAUCCUCCUUGUAAAUGUCCACAAAAGUUUUCCGUGGAGCGACUUUCUCAAGGACGAUAUCGUGUUGGAGAAAAGAUUCUGUUCAUUCGGAUGCUACACAACAAACAUGUGAUGGUGCGUGUAGGAGGGGGCUGGGAGACGUUUGAAGGUUACCUACUGAAGCACGACCCCUGCCGGAUGUUGCAGAUUUCCAGAGUGGACGGCAAGACCUCUCCAGUCUCCAAUAAGUCUCCAACGAUCAAAGAUUCAAGCCCUGAUAGUUACCUUGUGGUAGCUGCCCAUUACAGAAGCAGAAGAGAGAGUGCAAGCAACAAUAGUGGUAACUGGGGAACAAAAUGAUUACAGAGUAUUUACCAUGCAACUGGACCCACUCUAUUAUCUUAAGUAAUACAAAAUAUCAAAAGCUGGUACCAUCCCUUUCAAACUGAACAGGCUACGAAUAAUUCAACCCAAUCACCCCAAGACUGGGCUUUUGGUGAAACGAGAAAAGAGCCAAAAAAUUUGGAUAAUCAGACUGAGGAAAAAGUGUAAUAACAUUGCUGUUGAUAGAUUUUAGAGAAAAUGAUUGGGAUAUUAAACAAAUUGACUUAAUUGUUUAAGUCUCAUCUUGGGGAAAUUCAUAGUUGGAAAGUGGUAAGAUUGUAGCUGUGCCUAUUUUGAUUACGGACAUUCUGCAUGUUGCCUGACUAUCACACUUCCUGCCCAUUUAAAAAAAACACCUGCUUAGUGUUAAACAUGAUAUUCAUGAUACACCUGUGCCACUGACAGUGCAGGUGGGCUCAACAGCAGCAAAUCCUUUGGGUGCACUGGUCUGGAUACUUGUACAUUGCUGAGCAGCCUUAGCAGCACCAUUUCCAUUCUGUCAUCCAUAUCAUUAUUCCUUUUAUGUGUUUGGAUUGCAUCUCAAUUUUGAGCAUUCCAAAUUCACACUGGUUGACUAGAAUUUUUACCAAGCAACUAAUCUUAAUGCUUGGCACUAUUUGUCUUUAUGGUAGUUACAACGUUAUCCCAGUGCUUCAUUCCACUCUGCUUUCCAUUUUUUUCCCAAUUCUAAAAUUCACACAUUAUGUGCAAUGUAAAAAUCAUUCUCCUAACAUCAUGUUGUUUCAAAGCAUCAGCAAUGCACAAAGAACCAUUUUCAACCAGGUAGAAUACUUAAAGGAUGAUGAGCACUCUGAAUGUGUUUGGUAGCUCAUAUUCUUAAUUUAUUUUAAACAAACACUAUCAAAUCAAUGCCACUAUAGUUGCAACAUGGCUGAUCCAGGCUUGGCCUCAACACCACUUUCCUGCUCUCUCCCUUGUAUUAAGAUCCAUCGAUUCAUUUCUACUGAAGUAGAAAAAUACCACUACUUUCUUAGGAAGCUGAGCAGAGAAAGAGAACAAAAGUUGCAAUAAUUCCCCCUUCUGUUCAGAAUCCUAGGGAUUGAAGUAUAGCUUUAUGAGCUGUUGCAUUUUCCAUUUCUUACAUGUAGACCAAAAGAGUGACCAAUGUGCCUAUAAUCACUGCCCAGAUUUGCUGCUAACCCUAAAGGACAGCAACACUAUCUCCUCAAGUGCAUGCUUAUACAUUGCAUCUAAUUCAACACGUCUUCCAUUUAAGAGAAAGGGAUAUUUUUCCUUACGCUUUUCCAGAUGCAUGCAAAUGCAAACAUUUUAAUUGUACAGGCAGGCAGGAAUAGCAGCAACUCAUUAGACUUUGUGUAUUAUAAAACAAUAUUGCUGUAUUUCCCUCAUCUAGACUCAAGACGAUUGAAAUGUCAAACUUACCGAACAAGUAUCAAGAAUGAGUGCAAAUGAGUCCAAUGGUGUUGAUAGAUCAGCUGGAAUACUGGGCCUGAUUGCGCUGCCGAGCAGCCAGCUUGAUGCACAACUAUCUAGGGCCCAUGCACAAUCUCAGUAGUUGUCCAGUCGCUCCAAUCAGUGGCAAGAUCAGAAUAGUGACUGGGAUACCAGAGGUGUUGUGCAGAGUUCCCAUCAUGAAACAGUCAGAUAGCCUUUGACAGAAAGCAAAGCUGUCACAGAUUAUAAAAAUAAUUUUUAAACUCUGUCAGACAUUUGAAACUCAACAUUGAACUAAAUUGUCUUCUUUUUAAAAAAAACACACAAAAGAGAUUAAAAUAGAUAGAAGUAAAAUCCUCUACCUGUUAAUCUGCUGGUCUAGAAUGCACAUUGAUUUCAGCUCCUAGGAUCCAAGUGACAAUUUCCCAGCCAGGAAAUCAUGCGAAGAUUGGGUCCAUGGGGGCCAGUGCGGAGUCCUUCGAAUCUGUUCUGCUCUUGAAGCCUGUUCAUAUAACUGCAAGAUUUGGUUCAGUUUAAGUGGCUGAAAGCUAGUGAUUUUAUGCAGAACCACCAACCACUGUUAGCAUUAGUUUGGCCCAUUAUUACUGUCUCUUUAAAAUACUUAAUUUCAUUUAAUUUGCAUAGAUUAGCUGCAUUAUGCAGAAUGGAUUUACUUAUGCAAAUAUAAAAUUCUUUCAUUUAACAAGUUCUAGUUGUAACAGCCCCUUCUCAUUCCCUUAUCCAACACUAAUGGAUAAAUUACUUAAAAGAUGGUUGACAUUUAACAUAUCUUUUUGAACAAAAAGGACUAUAAUUAGGUAAAAAAACAAGCUGAUAUAAUUAUUCACAAUAUACUUGUAUUGACCUCCUAUCCAUUUAUUGCCUCAUCUCAAAAUAAAUUUAAGUACAACCAAUGCUGAAAAUCAUAAUCAAGAACACGAAAUGUUGGAAAACGUUCCAGAACCUGGCAGAAUCUGGGAAAAAGAACUCAUUUUAAAGGUAGCUUUUUCCAUUUAGCAAUUCCUAUAGGAUUGUGAAAUCCACAGACAUCUCUAUAUUGUGUUGUUCAAUGAGGUGAUUUAAGAUAAUACACUGGUUUUAUUUACUCAAAAUGAUCUAAGUUACCAAGAAUAUAAUGCAUUUGGCUUAGAUUCAAUGUCAGGAGUAUAAGUGGAGUCAGGCCAUUCACUUGACUUAAAGCAAUAGGGAGGCAAAUGGAGAUGCAUUUCUCCGCAUAAUUUAUGCAAUUGUGUUUGUUAGUGAAUUGCUAUAGUUACAUAUCUAUGAAGAACUGUGAAUACCCAGCUGGUAGAAACAUGCAAUACAUGACUGGAAACUGUCCCGUCAAAUGGACUGUCAGAUACUGCACAUGUGGGCUAAAUAGCAUUAUUCAAGGAUAAGUGAACUAGAAAGCAUAAUAUUAGAAAGAAUUAGCACCUCCAUAUUUAUUUUAGCUUUGCUAAAUUUGGCACAAUCAUUUUCAAACUACAUAGCUCCAAGUAGUAUAUAAGAGCAUAACUAGAUUAAGGCAAAAUUUUCAUUAAUAUGUUGUGGCAUAAAAUGUCAGUAUUUAACAUUCAAUUAUAAAGGCAGGCUAAACAGAAUUUAAUAAAACUGUUACUUUGCUUUUGAAUGUUUCUUUGCAGUUUGUAUAGCAACAACACUUGACAUUAUAUUUCAUCCAAAACAUUAAGUUAUAAUACCCAGAGACAGUAAAAUAAAUUGAGAGACGAUGCCGCAGGUCUGAAUGACUUAUGGUUGCACAGCACAUUGGCACAAAAAUAAAUUUGGUUUUAUUAAGCAAUUCAUUUGUCUAAGCAAGGCAUGGUAUCAAAUUAAAGAAACAUAAAAAAAAACACAAGUUAUCCAGUUCAUUUUGAUUUUUUGUUUUUAAGUUGUUUUCCCUUGAAAAUAUCCCAAGACACAUUCCCACUGACAGCAAGCGUCUUGAAAGGAAUCACUCCAGACCACAUCCAAGGUAAUGUUAGAUAAAUGCUCUAUUUUGUAAUAAAUAUAAAUUCAAGUGCCUAAUUAAGAUAUUCUCAUUUCAAAUCUCAGUAACUUCAACAAUACUGCAUGACACUGGCUAUAAAUUGUCACGAGGUGUUAAAUCUAAAAAUAAUUCACACCACUUAGAAGGGUUGUGGGGACUGUUCAUUCUGCCUGAAAUCAGCAUAACAUAAAUGAUGCUCUGAACUAUACCCAAAUUACAACUAACCUUGGAGCUGUUGAUGGCUAGCAGAUCCCCAGCAACCUACAUCACUGAGCCUGUUUAAAUAGAUAGUAGAUAAAACAUGCUUAUAUUUCCCAACCCAAAUUUACAUUCCUUCUAAGCAUCAUAGCACAUAUUUUUAAUUAGCAUGAAAUAUUUUAAAGUGCAUUUUGAACAGUAAUGAAGAUUCAGUUUUGAUGCAAUGGCUUAGAAUUCGCAAUGAGAAUAACAGUGAGGUUAUGAUGGAAAUUCUAGAUUGCACUUGUUUGGUUAAAUGCAAAAACUGCCAUUAGUGAGGCCUUGCUCUUCCACUGGGUGAGGCAUUUUGCAGCCUUCUCAAGUGUAAAACAAUCUAUAUAUGUUACACAUUGUUGAAUGACUUUUUAAUAGUGUACAAUUUAUAAUUACUGUUUAAUAACUCUGCUGGACCUUAAAAUCUGUGAAUGCCAUUUUCUCAAUUAUUUUAAAAUUCCAUGCUUUUAACAUCAAUAAAUAAAGUUUAUGAUA
Molecule: messenger RNA, 5543 nt
Organism: Pristis pectinata (smalltooth sawfish)
Lineage: Eukaryota; Metazoa; Chordata; Chondrichthyes; Rhinopristiformes; Pristidae
Gene: gas2a
Product: growth arrest-specific protein 2
Exons: 10
Coding region: 419-1384 (321 amino acids)
Biological process (GO): actin crosslink formation
Cellular component (GO): actin filament
Molecular function (GO): cytoskeletal adaptor activity; actin filament binding; microtubule binding
Source: RefSeq, a predicted model, not a curated record